UAGAAACAUGGCUAUUGUCUCGGAAGCUGGGAAAGAACGGGAUAAAAGCAAGAGAAGUUUUCCGAGCCACAAGAGAAGCGAGAAAGAUAGAGGUCAAAUCCAUGGCUCCGAAAGUUGUAUGAAUCGGGCCUUAGCCGAAAACUGGCCAAAUGACUCUAGUUGGGCAAAUUCUACUGAUGAAGAUUAUAUCGUCUUCCGCAUUAGAGAGGACGGAGUGCUCGAUGUGGUUGAGGACCGUAAGCAAGAAGCAGCGAGCCCAAACCCUCUUCAUAAAGUUGGAGAAAAUUCAAGGUCUGUCAAUCCGAAGGUUAGGAUAAACUGUCUUGAUAAUGAAUCAAGUGCGGAGCCAGUCCAGCGGUGCAAUUAUGGUCAAAUUUCAAACAGGGAUCGAGAAAGAACAGCAGACAGCAACUUGAUGAUUUCUGAGAAUCAGAAUGAUGAGAUGGGAGAAGAAAGCACGAGAAUGAGAUACGACCAAAUUGAGUUAGAUGAAGAAAACGAAGGGGCACAAGGAAGACAAUCAGCCGGUAGUGAUGGCUCAUUUAGCUUUCCCGGAUUAGGAUGGGAUUGGAUUGGCAGCCCAGUUGAAAUGCCACAACCAGUUGAAAGAAGGCGUCGGACCCUUCGUAUUCUUUUUCAUUGCUUUAAAUUCUGAACAUGAAAGGAAUGAGCUACCACUUGCUUUUGCUCUCUGUGAUGUCUGUUUUGUGGUAAAAUAGCAGAUACUGAACUAUACCAUGCAGGAUUCGACUUGCGAAAUGAAAUGAAACCUGCUUAAAAUA
Punica granatum (pomegranate) is the source of this 782-nucleotide messenger RNA. The record is from RefSeq and is a predicted model, not a curated record. Lineage: Eukaryota; Viridiplantae; Streptophyta; Magnoliopsida; Myrtales; Lythraceae.